Silurus meridionalis is the source of this 1475-nucleotide messenger RNA. It is a transcript of the gene en1b, whose product is annotated as engrailed homeobox 1b. The record is from RefSeq and is a predicted model, not a curated record. Gene Ontology annotation, cellular component: nucleus. Gene Ontology annotation, biological process: neuron differentiation; regulation of transcription by RNA polymerase II; multicellular organism development. The transcript has 2 exons. Gene Ontology annotation, molecular function: RNA polymerase II cis-regulatory region sequence-specific DNA binding; DNA-binding transcription factor activity, RNA polymerase II-specific. Bases 554 to 1387 code for a protein of 277 amino acids. Lineage: Eukaryota; Metazoa; Chordata; Actinopteri; Siluriformes; Siluridae.
UAUCUGACACUAAACGCGUUGUUGUUUAAAAACAUCCUGAAAUCCGAUUGGACGCCUUUUUUUCCUGUGACAGCGAAGACGCUCUCAUCCUAUUGGUCCAUCGCACGUGUGACUGGAUCACGUGCUUCCGGUUAAGGAGGGAAAAAAGUGGGGAGGAGCGGGUGAACGGGAGGGGAGGAGGAGGGGGGUAAAAAAAAAAAAUAGAUUUUUAGAAAGAGUUUUGGAAGCGCGAGCUGUCAUACGUGGGCGCGCGAGGCACGGGCCGCGGAGCAUCACCGACAGCCAUGUGUGUGUGAGGAGUGUGUGAGUGUGUGAGAGUGUGUGAGUGAGAGAGAGAAGAAUAAAAGAAAGAGAAAGAGUAUAUAUGUAUAUAAAUAGUGAAUUAAUAGAUAAGUGAAAAGGUGCGCGAGGCGUUCCGAUGGUGCAGCGUCUUCAAGUUGCAUCCAGAGACUGAAGAUCAUCUGCAGGUUCUUCCCUCCAGGAUAAAUAUUUGGGUUACAAGUUGGAUUUUUUUGUUUGUUUUUGGUUGUUGUUGAAACGCAAUAAGAAAUUAAUGGAGGAGGCGAAGGAUCCGUCCGAGCGCGAGAGCGCGUCCCCUCCGGUACUGGCGCGCGAGGCGGCGCCGCAGGUCCACCGCACCACCAACUUCUUCAUCGACAACAUUCUGCGGCCCGACUUCGGCUGCAAGCGCGAGCUCCUCACGAGCAGGGAGAACGUCAGCCUGCUGGUCGCGAGGCCGUCGUCGCGCGCGGACUCCACCGCGGACCACCGCACCUCGUCUUCGUCGUCGUCCUCAUCUUCGUCUCCGUCGUCUUCCUCAUCAUCAUCAUCCUCCUCCUCCUCCUCCUCGUCGUCGUCGUCGUCCAAGUGCGGAGACGCGUCGAAUCUCACGGCGGUAAACGGCGCGAGCGGAGGAGGAGGAAGCGGCGGCGCGGAAGCAGCGGCGGCAGCGACCACGACCACGAGCGCACAAGGGUCGGGGAAAGGAACUGCCAAAGACUCCUCACAACCUCUACUGUGGCCCGCGUGGGUCUACUGCACGCGCUACUCAGACAGACCCUCAUCCGGACCGAGGACCCGGAAGCUGAAGAAGAAGAAGAGCGAAAAGGAGGACAAGCGGCCGCGCACCGCGUUCACGGCCGAGCAGCUGCAGCGCCUCAAGGCGGAGUUCCAGGCGAGUCGCUACAUCACCGAGCAGCGGCGGCAGUCGCUCGCGCAGGAGCUCAACCUCAACGAGUCGCAGAUCAAAAUCUGGUUCCAGAACAAGAGGGCGAAGAUCAAGAAGGCGAGCGGCUACAAGAACGGACUCGCGCUGCAGCUCAUGGCGCAAGGACUCUACAACCACUCCACCACCACCAUCCAGGAGGACAAGGAGGACAGCGAGUAGCCCACGCGCACGCCGGCCCGAGGCCUGAGGAUGGAGGAGGGUUUCAUCCUCUUGCAGUAAUAAGAACAAUAAACCCAUAUGUAAUGAU